This is a messenger RNA of Hyphopichia burtonii NRRL Y-1933, 3810 nucleotides long. Its product is annotated as chromatin-remodeling ATPase. Gene Ontology annotation, cellular component: Ino80 complex. The record is from RefSeq and is a predicted model, not a curated record. NCBI's taxonomy places the organism in Eukaryota, Fungi, Ascomycota, Pichiomycetes, Serinales, Debaryomycetaceae. Gene Ontology annotation, biological process: DNA repair. Bases 1 to 3810 code for a protein of 1269 amino acids. Gene Ontology annotation, molecular function: ATP-dependent chromatin remodeler activity; ATP binding; ATP hydrolysis activity. The transcript has 2 exons.
AUGAUAUCCUCUAUCUUGGCAGAACCAUUGGAAAAUGGAUAUAUUUCAAAUGAAGACAUUACUAAUAAUGAAGAUUUGAGUUAUUACGAAAAAAACUUAUCCACAAUAAAUAAAUUAGAUCGUUUCAAUGUUAAAAUGGCUAAUAUUAAUAUCUUAAAUCAUGAAUUAGCUAAUAUUAAUAAAAUAAUUAAUAAAUCAAAUGGUAUUUCGAAUAAUUAUUUGGAAAGAUUAGUCACUGAAGAUGUUGCCACUAAAAAUAAUAUUCUAAUACCAAAUUCAAAAAAUCAUACUUCAAAAGAGUUUCAUUGGGGGUCUUCUCGUAAACCAAAUGCUAAAACUAAAUCAAAAUCAAGAAGAGUUUCCGAUUCAGAUGAUUCUCCUUCAAGUAAACGAUUUAAAACUUCAGAAUCUCCAAUUGAUAAUUCAUCCGGUAAAGUUAAAUUGAAAUUAACUUUGAAAAAUCAAGAUGCUAAAAAACGUAAAGUUCAAGAAGAUAAAGCUAGAGAAUUAAUUCGUCAACAAGAAUUAGAAAAACAAAAAGAAAAUCAUAAACAGAAACAAGUUAGUCAAACUGCUAAAAAUACUAAAGAACAAAAAGUUGUUACUAAACAAUACGAUAAUACUUAUGUUGCUAUUUGGAAAGAUAUGUCUAGAAAAGAUGGUCCUAAAGUUAGUAGAUUAUUACAACAAUCAAAUCAAGCUAAAGUUAUCAAUUUGAAAAAGACUGCAAUUUUAGCUGCAAGAGAAGCUAAAAGAUGGCAAUUAAGAAAUAAUAAAAAUCAAAAAGAUUUAACUACUAAAGCAAGAAGAGCAAUGAGAGAAAUGUUUAAUUUUUGGAAACGUAAUGAAAGAGUUGAACGUGAAUUACGUAAAAAGCAUGAAAAAGAAUUAUUAGAUAAAGCUAAACGUGAAGAAGAAGAUCGUGAAGCUAAACGUCAAUCAAGAAAAUUGAAUUUCUUAAUCACUCAAACUGAACUUUAUUCUCAUUUCAUUGGUAAAAAAAUUAAAACUGAUGAAAUUGAAGGAAGUGAUGCUGAUCCAAGAAUUUCAAAUGCAAAAAAUGAUAAUAGUCAUUUCGAUAAAUAUCAUGGAAUUGAAGGUCAAACGACUGAUUUCAAUUCUAUCGAUUUCGAUAAUGAUGAUGAAGAAGCUUUAAAUAGAGCUGCUGCUGCUAAUGCUCAAGUGGCUUUGGAAGCUGCUCAAACUAAAGCAAGAGGUUUUGAUUCCAACCAUAAUCAAGAUUUAGAUCUAAAUGGUGAUCCUUUGAAAAAUCCUGAUACUAAUGGUGAAGAAAUGAAUUUCCAAAAUCCAACUUUGAUGGGUGAUAUCACCAUUACUCAACCAGAUUUACUAAAAUGUUCUUUGAAAGAAUAUCAAAUUAAAGGUCUUAAUUGGUUAGCCAAUCUUUAUGAACAAGGUAUUAAUGGGAUCUUGGCCGAUGAAAUGGGUUUAGGUAAAACAGUUCAAAGUAUUUCAGUUUUAGCUUAUUUAGCUGAACAUCAUAAUAUAUGGGGCCCUUUUUUGGUUGUCACUCCUGCUUCAACUUUGCAUAAUUGGCAACAAGAAAUUACGAAAUUCGUGCCGGAUUUUAAGGUUUUACCGUACUGGGGGAAUGCUAAAGAUCGUAAAGUCUUGAGAAAAUUCUGGGAUCGUAAAAGUAUGAGAUAUGGAAAAGAUGCUCCAUUUCAUGUACUUGUUACUUCUUAUCAAUUAGUUGUUGCUGAUGCUGCGUAUUUCCAAAAAAUGAAAUGGCAAUAUAUGAUUCUUGAUGAAGCUCAAGCUAUUAAAUCUUCUCAGUCAUCAAGAUGGAAAUCUUUAUUAAGUUUUUCAAGUCGUAAUCGUUUAUUAUUAACCGGUACUCCUAUUCAAAAUUCAAUGCAGGAGUUAUGGGCUUUAUUGCAUUUCAUUAUGCCCUCAUUAUUCGAUUCUCAUGAUGAAUUUAGUGAUUGGUUCUCAAAAGAUAUCGAAAGUCAUGCCCAAUCAAAUACUAAAUUAAAUGAACAACAAUUGAAAAGAUUACACGUUAUUUUGAAGCCGUUCAUGUUGAGACGUAUUAAGAAGAAUGUUCAAAGUGAAUUAGGUGAUAAAGUUGAAAUUGAUUUGUUCUGUGAUUUAACGAACCGUCAAAAGAAGUAUUAUCAAAUGUUAAAAUCUCAAAUUUCAAUCAUGGAUAUCUUAGACACUACGAAUAAUGAUGAUAGUCAGUCAUUGAUGAAUUUAGUCAUGCAAUUUAGAAAAGUUUGUAACCAUCCAGAUUUAUUCGAAAGAGCCGAUGUUAAAUCAAGUCUUUCAUUAUCAAAAUUUGCUGAAACUAGUUCAUUUUUAAGGGAAUCAAAUGAAUUGGAAUUGAAAUAUUCAACCGAAAAUUUAAUAAGAUUCAAUUUACCAAGAUUAAUCUAUGACGAAAUUUUAUUACCAGAUUACGAUAACAACGUUGGAUCUAGGAAUAAAAUAUCUGAAAUGUUCAAUAUCUAUCAUCCUUCUAAUGUCAAUGAUCAUUCGAAUAAGACCUUCGAUUGGUUAAGAUUUGUUGAUAAAUCACCACAAGAAUUGAAUUCUAUAAGCCAUCAAAAUUUAUUGGAAAGGGCAAUUGAUCAUCAAAGUUAUAAUGAUUCAAAUUAUGAUGAAAUUAAUAGACUCAAAUAUGUUUAUGAUGAAGAUGAUAAAUUUAUCCCAGUACAUAAGAAGCUUUUGAUCAACGAUUAUAAUAAUAAUAGUGCUUCCAUUUCAAACUCAGUGCAUAUGAAGGAAUUAUAUUCAAUUCAAACUAAAAGUUACGAAGAUAUGUAUUUAAAUGUUUUACCUCCUGCUGCUGAACCAGUCGCAACGGCUGCACCCAUAACAUUAGUUUGCCACGAAGCUUCAUUCCCAAAUAAAUGGCACGACUCAUUAUUCGAUGAAAAAGUAAGAUCUGCUUUAAUGCCAUUGUCCCUCGAAAGUGAAUUGUCUUACUUGCAACAUAAUCAACCAAUCGAUUCUUAUCCAAAAUCAAACAUGUUGCCUAGAUCUACUAAUAAAUUAAUUGAUUACUCUAAUAUAAGAAUGCCAUCCAUGACUAGAUUCAUUACUGAAUCAGGUAAAUUGGCAACCUUGGACAAGUUGUUGGUUGAAUUAAAACAAAAUGAUCACCGUGUUUUAGUUUAUUUCCAAAUGACUAAAAUGAUGGAUUUAAUGGAAGAGUAUUUAAGUUACAGACAGCAUAAAUAUAUUAGAUUAGAUGGUUCCUCUAAAUUAGAUGAUAGAAGAGACUUGGUUCAUGAUUGGCAAACAAAACCGGAAAUUUUUGUAUUUUUAUUAUCGACCAGAGCUGGGGGGUUGGGUAUUAAUUUAACUGCUGCUGAUACAGUCAUCUUUUAUGAUUCUGAUUGGAAUCCAACAAUUGAUUCACAAGCUAUGGAUAGAGCUCAUAGAUUAGGUCAAACCAAACAAGUUACUGUUUAUAGAUUAUUGGCCAGAGGUACAAUUGAAGAAAGAAUGAGAGACCGUGCAAAACAAAAAGAACAAGUUCAACAAGUCGUUAUGGAAGGAAAAUCUACGUUGGUCAAUAAGAAAGAAGAGGCUGCUAAUAAGAAGAAAGAUGUUGCCUUCCUUUUAUUGGGUGGUGAUGAUGACAGUGCAUCCAAUUCGUCGAUUCAACCAGACUCAUCUGAUAAGAAGACUGUUGAAAGCGCUAAUGAUUCAGAAUCAAACCUUCAAGAUAAUGGAAAUGAUAGCAAAGAAUCCUUAGAUAAGAACUUGGCUGAAAUGUACCAUGAAGAUGAAGGUGAAUUUUCAAAAAAUCCUUCAGGAACUGUAACUCCAGGUAUUUAG